This is a messenger RNA of Choloepus didactylus (southern two-toed sloth), 6234 nucleotides long. It is a transcript of the gene ARHGAP20, whose product is annotated as Rho GTPase activating protein 20. Gene Ontology annotation, molecular function: GTPase activator activity. Gene Ontology annotation, biological process: regulation of Rho protein signal transduction; signal transduction. NCBI's taxonomy places the organism in Eukaryota, Metazoa, Chordata, Mammalia, Pilosa, Megalonychidae. Bases 757 to 4227 code for a protein of 1156 amino acids. The transcript has 15 exons. The record is from RefSeq and is a predicted model, not a curated record.
GUGGUGCUAAGUGCAGGCGGCUGUACAAGGCCCCGACGGGAGGCGCGCUGCCCACAACCGGAGCUCGGCUCCUCGCCUGAGCGCGGUGGCCGGGCCUCCUUGCCCCUUCGGCCGCCGUCCAGGGGACAACACCGUGUAGUGUCCGCCCGGGCUAGGAUUUGCUUCACAGUCUUCAUGGAAGCGAUGUUCCCCCAGCAGGAGACCCUAGUAGGGCAGCCGGGGCGCUCCUCUUCCCUGACAGAAGUGUCUAGGAUCGCGGGAGGCCCCGGCAUCAAGAAGGUGAGGACGUGGAACAGGGUCCGCGCCCUCCUCGCGCGCCGCCGCCCCCACAGCCAGCGCGCGCCCUCCGCGACCGCGGCGCGGAAGCCGGACGCCUCAGGGAUUUAACGCUCGAGGCUCGCGCCCUGUGGCGUUAGUCCCCGGACAUUAUCCCCAUCCCCGGCUCCUCACGCCUACCCUCGCCGCCGCCUCCCACGUCACCCUCGGCUUCUUCGCAUCGAUCGUCCUAUUCUCCAGAAGCAGAACCCACAGCUUCCCUGCCGGUCUCCAUCCGCCGCCGCAGAGGCAGCCCCGGCUCCUCCCUCUGUCCGGCACGCUUGCCUGGAUUGGGGGCUCCCUUUCCCUGGCCCUUCUGAGUGCUCGGCUCAUCCGGCUCCCCGAGGUCUCCUGGUGCACCGCUUGUUGGCGAGGUCAGCUCCGCGGUGGUCAGGAACGUCGGCGCCUGUCUGUGCGCGGCAGCCUGUCCUGAGGAAGAAAAUGAAAACACUAGCAGAAAGGAGGAAGAGUGCUCCAUCUCUCAUCCUGGACAAAGCCCUACAAAAAUGGCCUAGCACCAAGGAAAGUCCUUCUGCUAGCAUGGAUUCAUGUGCAUUUCUGUCAUCGUUUGUGUGCUCCAAUAGGACUUUGCUGAUUGAUGGCCGGGUAGAACUCAAAAGAGGCCUACAGAGGCAGGAGCGACAUCUUUUCCUGUUUAAUGAUUUGUUUGUUGUGGCCAAAAUCAAAUAUAAUAACAACUUUAAGAUAAAAAAUAAAAUUAAAUUAAGUGACAUGUGGACAGCAAGCUGUGUGGAUGAAGUAGGAGAAGGCAACACCAAUGCCAUGAAGUCUUUUGUCUUGGGCUGGCCCACUGUGAACUUUGUGGCCACUUUCAGUUCUCCAGAACAAAAGGACAAAUGGCUCUCUCUCCUUCAGAGAUACAUCAAUCUAGAGAAAGAGAAGGACUAUCCGAAGAGCAUUCCCCUCAAAAUCUUCGCCAAGGACAUUGGGAAUUGUGCCUAUUCUAAAACUCUCACGGUAAUGAAUUCAGAUACAGCGAAUGACGUUAUCAACAUGUCACUACCAAUGCUAGGGAUAACUGGCUCUGAGAGAGAUUACCAGUUAUGGGUCAAUUCUGGCAAAGAAGCAGCACCAUAUCCACUCAUUGGGCAUGAAUAUCCCUAUGGAAUUAAAAUGAGCCACCUUCGAGACUCUGCACUCCUGACACAGAGAUUAAAGGACUCCAGCACCCCUUCCAACUUCCAAGAACCUUUCCUCAUGGAACAGCUGCCCCGGGAGAUGCAGUGCCAGUUCAUCCUGAAGCCCAGCCGCCUGGCCGCAGCCCAGCAUCUGAGUGAUUCAGGUCAGAAGACAUUUAAAAGGCGAAGAUCUCUCAUAAACUGGGCCUUUUGGCGGGGUUCUAGCAUUCACCUAGACCAUUUGCCCAUGUCACCAACAUCUCCUAUGCCAGGACAGCUGUUUGGAGUUUCUUUGCCAAAUAUUUGUGAGAAUGACAAUCUGCCCAAACCUGUCUUGGAUAUGCUUUUCUUUCUUAAUCAAAAAGGGCCCCUCACAAAAGGUAUCUUCAGGCAGUCGGCCAAUGUGAAAUCCUGCAGAGAGCUAAAAGAGAAACUGAAUUCUGGAGUGGAAGCACACCUGGACUGUGAAUCUAUUUUUGUGAUAGCAUCUGUCUUAAAGGAUUUUCUACGAAAUAUUCCAGGAAGUAUUUUUUCAUCAGCUCUCUAUGAUCAUUGGGUCAGUGUAAUGGAUCAAGGAAAUGAUGAAGAGAAAAUAAAUACAAUCCAAAGGCUUCUAGAGCAGCUUCCAAGAGCCAAUGUUGUUCUCCUACGGUAUCUUUUUGGGUUAUUAUACAACAUUGAGCAACAUUCCUCAUCCAAUCAGAUGACAGCAUUUAAUUUAGCGGUGUGUAUUGCUCCAAGCAUUCUUUGGCCUCCUACUUCUUCCAGUCCAGAACUAGAAAAUGAAUUCACAAAAAAGGUUUCCCUGCUUAUACAAUUUCUGAUCGAGAAUUGCUGUAGGAUAUUUGGAGAAGAGAUCACUUCCCUCUUGGGAGAGAUUUCAGUGAGAUGUGAUAAUAGAGAGAAUGCCUCAGAUAUCUCUUGCUUCCAACUGAAUGACUCCUCCUAUGACAGCUUGGAGAAUGAGCUAAAUGAGGAUGUGGAUGCUCCGUGUAGUGACCUGGUAAAGAAACUUGGUCAGGGGAGCAGAAGCAUGGACUCUGUCUUAACGCUCAGUGACUAUGACCCGGACCAGCCUGAAAUGGAAGGCCUUUUAGCCCUGAGCGACUUUGACUUAGACCGUUCUAAAGAUGAAGAGGUUCAAAUGAAGCAGCCUCUUGAGUCCAAGCCUGUGAACGUUUCAGUGGGGUACACGAAGGUCCCACCACAGGAUCAGGCCCGGACCCCGUCGGGCGUGUGCACACCUGGCCACCCGUUCACAGCUGCGGCAGAUGCUCCAAAGAGCCUAAGGCGACACCGCCGCUGCUCAGAGCCCAGCAUCGACUGUCUAGAUUCAAAGCUUUCCUAUCUCAGGGAGUUUUAUCAGAAAAAGCUACACAAGUCCAGCUGUGAUGCAAUUCUCUCUCAAAAAGAUGAGGACUAUCUGAAGCAGAAUCAAACACUCCAAGAAGAGGGUAAGACAUGUUUUGAACAGAGUUUAGUCAUAGGCACUGCCAGCAGCAAGAAAAAUGCCACUCAUCAAAGCGUUAAGAAGAAAAGCUUGUCGAGUAAUGAAGGAAACCAUGUGAAACUUUUCCCUAAAUCCAAGCCAGUGGCCAUUUCUCCGGCAUCUUACAGUCACCUGACCUCACAGGAGCACUCCAGGAACCCGCCCAGCGGUGCUGACUUACCUGAAUACUUCCCACCACACACAGCAGAUGUCCUCAAAAGUUCAAGGAGGUACCGGCGCUGCUCAGAGCCCAACAUACAUGACCAGCACUACAAGCUGACCUAUCUCAGGGGGAUUUAUUCCAAGAAACAGCAUAAAACCAGCUAUGAAGCUGGUGUCUUCCAUGGAGAGGAAGAGUAUCUCAAGCGGCACAGGUCUUUGCAAAUGGAGGGGCAAAAGCUCAUUAAUCAGAGUUUGGUCAUGGGGAUUGAGGUGGGCAAGAGUAGUGCCACAAACCAAAACACUGAGAAGGUUUUACCCCCCAGAUUAAACAUUUGCCCAAGGACUAGCUAUUCCAGCUUAUCCUCCUCAGGUACCUCCCCAUCUGGCUCGUCAGUAAGCUCCCAAGACAGUGCUUUUUCUCAGAUUUCUGAACACUCGGUGUUUACACCCACUGAAACUUCUUCUCCAAUAGAUUGCACUUUUCAGGCUCAAAGGAAACAGGAAAAGCUUUCUUCUGAAUUUAGCAGUUCCCGCCUUGUUUCUACAAUGCCCAGUCCCCCAUCGGGGCAGGCCAGCAGCCGCCUGGCUUAUACAAAGAAGGACCCUGGAGAAUGGCAUUCACAAAUGCAUUCUGUGACUCUUCACCCCAGCACAUGGUUGAAAAGUAGUGUAACCAAUUUGAAAAACUGGUCUCUCAAAAAGAAGGCAAAGUCAUGGAGACCAGAGGAAAAAAACAUAGGUUCUCUAAAAGGGCCAACAGAGCCACCUCCACAUGUUUUUGAUGUUCCAGAAGCCAGCGCGCUGCAAGAGAGACAUAAAAACCUGCCCCUAAGGGCAGCCAAAGGACUUGGAGCUGCGCAAACAGCCCAGUGGUAUGAUUCUUAUCCCUGCCAGGACUCAGAGAAACAGUGCAGCUCUCCAUUCAGCCUGGUAGAAGACAGACUCACACUUUGUAUGAAGUCACACGAGGAAGCAGAGGAUGGUGGUCCUUGCCCUCCUGGCACUCUGCCUUGGGAAAGGUCCUCACCCAGCUCUUUGACUGUGGAUGAGAUAUCCAGCCCAGACUCAGGGCCUACAGCAGUUUGCAGUGAUGGGGACAGACAUUUCACCAAAGACAUUUAACCACAGUAAGAAUCCAAGGUCUAUAGGAACAGGAGCUGGGCUGAUGAUAAUAUACAGAUGAUAAUUAUUAUGACCCCUUUGUAUAAGAUCCCUGGUAUAGGUUAGCAUAAGGAUAAUCAUUGCUAAUACAUAGGAUAGCAAAAGGAUUCUUUUUAUGUGAGACUAUGAGAAAUCAUGUGAAGCUUUCCCCCAAAUCUAAAUCAGUCUGGCCAUUUCUGUGACAUCUUACAGUAGCAUGUCCUCACAGGAUCAUCCCAGGAAGCAGCCCAUCAAUGGAACUAAACUGGAGAAAACUAGAGAGAUUGAUUCAAGAACCAUGGGCACCCUGAUAUCAUAGUUGUGUUUUGGUUGGUUGUGUUGGUUAAUUUGUCUUGCCAUUAGAGUGUUGCAUUGUUCUGCAGAGUCUCCCAGAAACAACUGUGCAAAGAAAGAAGGAAAUGAUUGCUCAUUUCAGUGUCCUUUCCAGAAGUGCUGUGCUAGGAACAUUCUCCAAAACUGCAGCUUUCCCUACUAUAUAAAAGGCAGCCUCCUGACAGUAUUUUCUAUCUUAGUGUGGAGGAAAAGACUGCAGCAACAGUCCUUUCUGUGCUAUGGGAAUCUCACCAACAUUUGAUCAAAGUGUGGCUCCUUUUUGCUGCAAUGUGUCUCUGCAGUCCUGCCUACGUUACCUUCAGCUCAGAAAAGGUAUUUAUAAACCAUCCUUUUCUGAUUGUUGUAGCUUGAGUGUUAAGAGAGCAUUUGUAGGUUGGCAGGUUAUAAGGAGCCACAAAAUAGAAUACCCACUGAUGUGGCUGCCAUCCCUUUUUCUUAGACAGUUAUUGGCUUUGGGUUUUCUUACCUCCAGACUGUUUCCCUAGUUUUAUCCCAAAUGCUUCAUGACCCUGUUGGUUUAUUUCAUAUCCACAGACACUUCUCUUUCUUGCCUUAAAGGCUCCACUGGUACAUCCUCUUGCCUAGGAAUGGAUUAUCAGACCUUACUGACAAGCAUGAAGGCACAUAGCACCAGGAACAGAUUUUCGCCAUUUUAACUACCUACCUGUAAGAAGUUGCUUAGAGCCCAUUUGGUUUCUUUAGUCCCACCCUCAGAGAAACAUUUUGCCCACAAACUAGCUUAUUCCAAAUUAUUUUUUAUCAGUCACCAGGAUAUCAUCACCAAAUAUUCUUUCCCUAUGAUUCAACAGGUUGCAUUUUUUUUUCAGUUAUGAAAAAAAAAUAAUGUUUUAUCUAAGAAAGAAGUCCUUUCAGUAUUAGUAUUAGCUACAGGUGCUACCUACCUCUUGGGGACAUGGUUUGUCUGCCCUAAGCACUAUAAUAAACUUUUAGAACUCUGUCCAAAUUACUUGUCCAUGGCACUGGCCAUCGCAGUCACAGAUGUGAAGUAGAUUUUACCUUAUAACCAACCACUCCUGUAUUAAGACUCCUAAGAGUCCAUGUGCAUCGUUUGUGGUAUAAUAUAUAAAGUCAACAGGGACUUGCCUUACCCUUAGGGCAUACUACUGUCUGAACUGCAAGAUGUGAAUGAAACUCUUAUGGCUCAGAGUGUCUUUUGGAAGAAAUUGCUUCUCUACCUACCGAAAUGAUUGUUCUAGCCCUUUUUCUUAUAUUGGCAGGUAGAAAAUUAUCCACCCAACUUGAAGAAUAGAAGAAAAUAGAUGCUGAGGUUCUUCAGUAACCAUUCCUACCCUCUGUAUUCCCUUAGAUACUCCCAUGAUACUUAAAUGUGAAUAGUUUGUUAAUAUUGCUGUAAAGUAUUGUAUGAUUUGAAGACAGACUACAUGUCAUUUUAUUAUACUCUGUCAACCUAUAAUAUAUUAGACUGAUGCUUUAUCUAAGAUGCUUUGAGUUUGUAUAAUAUAUCUUGACAAAUUUUACUACCAUAUGUUAUGUAAUAAAUGUGUAUUUUUGUAUUUGCAGAAACUGCUGCUAACUUUUAAAGUUCUUUGAUUUUAAAGGCACUGAUAAUGGAUAUGUGUGAAGUCCAUGCUGUCUAUUAAAUAAAAUACUAUU